Molecule: messenger RNA, 8056 nt
Organism: Pleuronectes platessa (European plaice)
Lineage: Eukaryota; Metazoa; Chordata; Actinopteri; Pleuronectiformes; Pleuronectidae
Gene: tns1b
Product: tensin 1b
Exons: 32
Coding region: 140-5530 (1796 amino acids)
Biological process (GO): fibroblast migration
Molecular function (GO): protein binding
Source: RefSeq, a predicted model, not a curated record
UCAGUGCAUCCCGCUUUGAGGGACAGAAAACAUAUUCCCGUUAAUCCCAGAAAAGCCGAGCAAGUGUUCAGGAAAGCUCUGGACCUGUGAACCUUUUUUUUUUUUUACUGGCCCAGGUGUCUUCAAAGAAAACCCUGCGAUGUCCCUCUGGCUGCCAGAGGAGUUGGAGGCUCUUCAUUCCCACACGUUCCGGGUGAAGACGUUCAAGAAGGCCAAGCACUGCGGCGUCUGCAAACAGAGCAUCGUCCAGGACGGACUCGUCUGCCGAGUUUGCCGAAUUGCUUGCCACAAGAAAUGUGAAGUCAAGGUGUCUUCCUCUUGUGUUCCAGCAACAAACUAUGAGCUGGCGCCGAGCAGUGACCUCCCUCUCAAACAUGUAGACACCAUGGGCUCGACAAAAUCCACAAAGAGCAUGGAGUCCCGGCGCCGACCAUCAAGGAGCGCCAGUCUGCUGCAGGCCCUGGAGGAGAGCUACGAGCUGGACCUGAUCUACAUCACCGAGAGGAUCAUCUCCGUGUCCUUCCCCAGCAGCGUGGACGAGCAGAGCUACGCCGCCAACCUGCAGGAGGUGGCGUCCAUGCUGCGCUCCAAACACGGACACAACUACCUGCUCUUCAACCUCAGUGAGAAGCGUUAUGACAUCAGCCAACUCAAUCCAAAGGUGUUGGACUUUGGCUGGCCGGACCACCACGCUCCCGCCCUGGACAAGAUCUGCAGCAUCUGCAAGGCCAUGGACACCUGGCUGACCGCGGACAGCCACAACGUGGUGGUCAUACACAACAAGGGCAACCGGGGCCGGACUGGAGUGGUGGUGGCCGCCUACAUGCAUUACAGCAACAUAUCUGCAAGCGCCGACCAGGCUCUGGACAGGUUCGCCAUGAAGCGCUUCUAUGAGGACAAAGUGCUUCCUGUGGGUCAGCCAUCACAGAAAAGGUAUGUGGAGUACUUCAGCGGCCUGCUCUCCGGUCACAUCAAGAUCAACAACAAACCCUUGUUUCUCCAUCACGUCAUCCUGCAUGGGAUCCCCAACUUCGAGUCCAAAGGAGGUUGUCGUCCAUUUCUCAAAAUCUACCAGGCCAUGCAGCCCGUCUACACAUCUGGGAUCUAUAAUGUUCAGGGCGACAGCCAGACAAGCAUCUGCAUCACUAUCGAACCUGGUCUUCUUCUGAAAGGGGACAUCCUGCUGAAGUGCUACCACAAGCGCUUCCGCAGCCCGUGCCGGGACGUGAUAUUCCGGGUGCAGUUCCACACGUGUGCCGUUCACGACCUGGGGAUCGUCUUCGGGAAGGAUGAGCUCGACGAGACGUUCAAAGACGACAGGUUUCCAGAGUAUGGAAAAGUAGAGUUUGUUUUCUCCUUCGGGCCGGAGAAGAUUCAUGGUCAAGGUAUGGAUCACCUGGAGAACGGGCCGAGCGUGUCGGUGGACUACAACACCCAGGAUCCCCUGAUUCGCUGGGACUCGUAUGAAAACUUCAACCAGAGCUGUGAGGACCAAGCAGACGAAGUCAUCCAUACCCAAGGACCCCUGGACGGCAGCCUCUACGCCAAAGUUCGCAAAAAGGAGGCUGUUGAAGGAGCAGUCACAGCGAAUGGCCUUCCUCCCACUGCUGCGGAACAUGCCCUCCCCGUGGUGGACCACGCCUUAUCAGUGAGCAGUGACUCAGGAAACUCCACCGCCUCCAUCAAAACUGACCGGACUGAUGAUGCGGCAGCAGCCCCUCAUGCAUCCACAGUGAGCCAGACACACGUCCCUGUGGCUGAGGAGUCAUCCUCGCCCCAUCGCCUCACACCACCUGCCCAACAACCGAUCAGUCCCCAGGAGAAACAGGAGCUGGAGCAGCUUCUGAGUGGACUGGAGGGGCCCAUGCACCGACAGGGCUACCUGGCCACCCCGACAUCUGCUGUUGGAGGGAUGCUUCACCUGGUGCCUGCCCAGGUCCACGUCAAUGGGCACACUAGCAUUGACCGUGAAACAGACAUUUUAGAUGAUGAGCUUCCUACCAGUCAAGAGGGCAACAGUGUGGACAGUCUAGGGACGUUCUCCUCCACUGAUGGGAGGGCCACACCAGCCGACCUCUACUACCAGUCGGAGUCACUGAUCAAUGGUCAGGACCAUGUGCCGUAUCUGGAGCGCAGUGCUCCAGAAAAGCCUCUGGAGACCGUCCAGCCACAUGUUGGCAGACCCGACAAACCUGUCACUUUAAGCCAAAGUGAUUCAGCGCCAUUAUCGGUUACUUACAUGGCCACCCAGAAUGGCAGUGUGUACCGCUCUCAGUCAUUCGGUGAAGAACCAAAGUCUAUGCCACCAGCUCCUGCUCGCACCACAAGUAGCAGGGAUGCCGUCCAGCGUGGUAUUAAUGUUUGGCAGCGGUUCGGUGUACCUGAGGAGCCAGUAACUGAAGGAUUUACUUUUAGUUCACCUCCCUCUGUAGCAGUGAUGCCCAGCCACCACAGCCUCCCACAGUUCCCUCAUCGCCAGAGCGCCUCCCAGCAAGAGAUUGAGCAAUCUAUCGAAACCCUUAAUCUCCUCAUGCUGGACCUGGAUCCAGCUUCCACACCGGUGCCAAAGUCCCAAAGUGCUCCACUGUGGGAAAACAGUGUUGUAGUGACCACACAGCCGUCCUUUUCCCAGAGCCAAACCAGACCCUCCUACCAGGGUGAGUCUGCCAUUCACUUUUCAGGUUCUGUGUCACCAGCUCUGAAGUCAGCUGGAAAACCGACGACACCAGAGCCUCCACCAGUCCAUGGAUCACUGAGUUACAUCUCUGAAACCACUGGAACAAGUCCUCCCUCACAAGUCUCCCCUGCUGUAGUGGGACACUUCCAGCUGAAGCCCAUCAACACCUAUCCACCGAGCACACUGUCCCAUUCUGCAGAGGUGUCUGAGCCCCAGAGAACCACUGCAUCAGCAUCACCUCAGCCGAUAGAGAGUGAGGCCAAUGAUGACUUCAACGUGGAAGGUCUGGUGGCUCAAAGAGUGGCUGGUGUCCAGGCCCGUGUGCUGUCCCUGGACGAGACCGCGACUCUGCCUCGCCAGCGCCUCGCCAGCGACGGCCAGUAUCAGAAUGGUCCGGACGACGACCCGUCCCCUGAUGUCCCAGUUCGAUCCCCUGUGCGAUGUGUGUCUCCGGAGUUUGUCAAUGCCCUAGCGAUGAACCCCGGUGGGCGGCCGAAGGAGAGAAAUAUGCACAGCUACCGGGAGGCCUUCGAGGAAAUGGAUGGAGUCCCCGUUAGUCCUUCACCCACACUUGGUGGUGAGGUGUUUCCCCAAACCCCUGCCUUCCCCAUCUCGCCGCAAACCCAUUACUUCAACCUGUGUCGGUCCCCUCCCGGUCUUGCCAGGACUCCACUGUCAGCCCUCGGCUUGAAGCCCCACAACCCAGCAGAGAUCCUCCUGCAUCAAACUGGCUCAGCACCAAGAAGCUACGUGGAGUCGGUGGCGAGGUCGGCAUCGGGAGGUGGAGAGGCGCCCACGUCACCACUGAGCCUCAGUCCACUGGGAGAGACACCAAACCAGCAGAGAAGUCUGAGUCCCUCCACCCACACACUGAACCCUCCUCUGUCCAGCAGCAGUCCCAUCCAGAGCUCUCAAGAUGAGCAUCCUUUAGCAGAGAGCAGUGUUAGCACUCCGUCCCAGCCCACUACUGAUUCAGGCUUCCGCUCCCAGGCCACAGACAGCGCCUACCCCACUCCCACCCCCUCCUACCAGGCAGUGAACACUCCCACCUCCUCCUACUUGGACUCCAGCUCUCCAGCCUCCUUCUACCACGGCACUCCCACCCCUGCAAUGUCUUACCUUGGCCCAAACACUGUCCUGGGGAGAUAUGGGGCCUCAGACUCAAGCCUGCACACCUCAGGACCCCCCCAGAACACCCUCAGCCAUGGAGGUCCCCAUGCACUGCAACGGACCAACAUGUACGGCUCCACUCACAGUCCCGUCCUGCAGCAGCACUCGAGUGCUCACCAGGACGGUUCAGUCAUGUGUCAGCAAACAUCAACAGCUAAUGGUUAUGAUGUGGGCGUGCCGGGUCACAUGCCGGGUCACAUGCCGGGUCACAUGCCAGGUGGCAGUCCCAUGCUGGGUCGGCGUCUCUCCCCGGGGGCUCAGAAUAGCCCUGUCCUCAGCAGACAGGCCUCGUUGGGACAGGGGUCCCAGCGGAGCCCGGUCCUCAGUCGACAGCCCUCCCUGGGUCAGACCCUGCAGAGCAGCCCUGUGCUCAGCAGACAGCCGUCUAUCACACACCCCCAAGGGAGUCCGGUUCUGGGCCGGCACCCGUCUGUGUCGCAGGUGUCCCAGAGAAGCCCCAGUUUGGACCGUCACCCCAUGCACAGCGGCUACACCACCCCAGACGAGAGGCACGGGAACCUGUCGAGGCAGAGCAGCUCCUCAGGCUACCAGGGACCACCCACUCCCUCCUUCCCCAUCUCGCCUGCAGGCUUCCAGGAUGGGGGGAUGAUGGGGAUGGGUGUAGGGUUCCGGCAGGGCAGCCCAGCCCCGGGCCUCCAGCCCCAGCUUCCAGAGAAGAGGCGCAUGUCGAGUGGUGACAGACCGAAUGGAGCGAUGUCCUAUGGCACACUGAACGGGAAGAUAAUGCCUCCAGUGGCUGGAGGAAGCACGCUGGGAUACUUCCACACCCUCUCGGACUUCUCCAGGUUCAAUAUCCCUGAUGGAAAUCCUGACUCCAGACUGAAUGUCAAGUUUGUCCAGGACACGUCCAAGUUCUGGUACAAGCCAGACAUUUCCAGGGAGCAAGCCAUCGGCCUGCUGAGGGAGAGGGAACCUGGAGCCUUCGUGAUCCGGGACAGUCACUCGUUCAGGGGGGCAUACGGCUUGGCCAUGAAGGUGGCCUCUCCGCCGCCCACCGUGCAUCAGAGCAAGAAAGGGGACGUCAGCAACGAGCUGGUGAGGCACUUCCUGAUCGAGAGCAGCCCGAAAGGAGUGAAGCUGAAGGGCUGUCCCAACGAGCCUUACUUCGGUUGUCUGUCGGCGCUGGUCUACCAACAUGCCAUCACUCCCCUGGCCCUGCCCUGCAAGCUGCUCAUCCCGGCCACAGAUCUCCUGGAGGAGGCCCCGGCGGUCGCGACCACGAACCCGCUGGUAGAGCGGCUGAAACAAGGAGCAGCAUGCAACGUGCUCUACAUCAACUCAGUGGACAUGGAGUCCCUCACGGGGCCUCAGGCUGUGGCCAAGGCCAUCUCCGAGACGCUGGCCGCCGCCGCUCCGCCCGCCGCCACCGUGGUGCACUUCAAGGUGUCGUCUCAGGGCAUCACGCUGACGGACAACCAGAGGAAGCUUUUCUUCCGACGCCACUACCCGAACAACACUGUCACGUUCUGCGACAUCGACCCUCAGGACAGGAAGUGGAAGAAGCCUGAGGGAGGCACAUCCAAGCUGUUUGGCUUCGUGGCUCGAAAGCAGGGAAGCACAACGGACAACGUCAGCCACCUCUUCGCCGAGAUGGACCCCGACCAGCCGGCCAGCGCCAUCGUCAACUUCGUCCUGAAGAUGAUCGCCGCGCAGAAGCAAUGAGCGCCAGCAGAGAACCCACUUUCUUUUAUGACUUUCCUUUUUAACCACAGACACUUGCUUUUCUGAUUUGGAGAAAAAUUAGCCUUUGGUUUGACGCGCCACCUUAUUUUUUCCUGCUCUGUAAGGCAAAUGUGUGUGUGUGUCUGUGUGUGUGUGUUCGUGUGAGUGAGUGAAAGGUGACAUGACAGAGAGUGUGUGUGUGUGUGGUGUGUUUGUGUGCAUGUGGCUUGCUUGCAUGUGCUUUUUCUUCUCGGACGGACUCCAGAAUGAACCAGAGGAAGUGCAGGAUGGGGGGAGUGGCUGUGAUUGGACGGUGUGGGUGGGGGGGGGGGCGUGACUCACGAAACAGGAAGAGGGAAUGACAUGAUGUGUGCAACUGUUGUUUUUUUUAAGAAGAAGUCAAGUUGAGUGAUGUAAAGGAGGAUUGUGUAUCUAUCAGGCUUUCGACUGGUCAACCAAAGAUUUUUUUUUUUUUUUUUUUUUUUAAAGCAGUCAGGGCGUGUGUAGCUUGCCGUCGUCGGGGGGGCAGAAGUAUUCUUUUUUGUAAAACAAAUAUGGCUGCUUAAUCAAAACUUACUGAACUGUUUUUUGUUUUUGUUGUUGUUGUUCCUGUAUGUACUGAUACUGUAGCUCCGCUCGGCGCCGCGUGGCCAAGCCGUGUCCUCGUUCGGGACACGUGUUGUGCGACCGGCGAGUUUGUGUGUAAAUAUUCUCGGCUGCUUUCUGAGUAGGACUGUUCCAGACGACGUGUGGUGCCUGACUUGUUUUUCUAAUGCGGAGCUUUGUAAGAGAAAGAAGAAGAAUAUAAAACUUCAAUAUGCAAAUAGACAGACUUUUGAAAAAAACAAACAAACAAACAAACAAAAAAGGUUCGGAAAGACGAGCUUCCUGUCGGCCUCCAUCCUCUGCUCUGCUCACAGCUCAGCCUCCAGUUGUUUUGUGUGUGUGUGUGUGUGGGGGGGGUGGGGAUCUUCUUAGAAAAGUUUUAUCGUGCCCCCCCGCUCUUCAGUUUCCUGCCUCGAAAAGUUUUCCGUCAAUCGAGAGAAGCUCCUUUUUGCGUCGGCCGGCCAAAACUGUUAACACUCACACCCUACCCAAAAGUAAGCUAUACUUAUAAAUAUACAUAUAUAGAUAUAUAUAUAUAUAUAAAAAAAACUUUCAAACAGUGACUUAAGAUAUUUAUUUUUGUUGCUUUGUUGCUCUGUUAUCUUGUAUACAUGUAUGAUAUAAGUAUACAUCAAGAUUACUGAAAAGUGAGAAGAGAAAAGUUGCUUUUUUUUUAUUUUGGCUAAAGUCAAGAAGCGUUGACGUAUAUAUGAGUUGUAAAGUGUGUGCAUUUAAAAAAAAGUGUAUCACUGUUGUGUUUUGAAUGUUUUUUGUUUUCACAGCAUUACUUCCUUUUGUUAACAUUCUCGUUUUCUCGGGGAGGCAUUUUGUUGUUGUUGUUGUUGUUGUUGAUUUUCUUAUCUUUUUUUUUUAAUAAGAGGGGAAAUAUUUUGUGUGAGAGAUUGUUGUUACUGAAGUCCAAAUUGGAGUUUUCCUAAAGUGAUGCAAGCAACGUUGUUUUUGUUUAACUUAAACCUGCCUGGAAAAAAUACAUUGUCCAAGUUUAGCACUUAACAUGUUAAAGUAUUAUCGGUGUGUUUCUACAGCAAAUAGACGAGACGUGAACUUUGAACACGCCCCCGGUUCACGUCAUCCACACAGAAGGAGAAAAGUUCGAUCCCCAGACUCUUCUUUUUUUCAAAGGGAGUCAGUUCAGUGAGUAGCUGCUGCCCUCAUGUGGUGAAGAGCGGUCAUUACAAUGGAACCCCACUUUUAUUCUGAGACAGUGUUUUAGCUGUUGUCACGGCCGGUUGGAUUGUUGGAGGUAAAUUUGAUCACUGAGAAAAUGAACUAAAAUAUGAAUUUGAGUUGGGAUCCCAGUGCGUUCUGUGUAAACUGCCCAUUCGAGCCCCUGUAGGAGAUCUGAGUGUGCAGAGGUCACGUCCCUUUUUAUUUUUGCCUGAUGGCAGCAUGAUGUAAAAUAGUGAGAUGAAGUUUAGUAUUGGGGGGUGGGGGGGCAUCAUUAACUCAAAUGUACUUAUAUAAAAAGUAAAACAAAAAAUACAGCACUUACAGGGCUUUUUCUUAUUAUAUCUGACUAGAACCUUCUAUUAUUUAUUAGAAAGAAUCUGCACGCUCACGUCAGCCAGUAACCGGCUGACUGAAACCAGUAUACGUACUGGUAUACCCAGUGUCCUCACGUCCUUUCAGAUCGAUGCCCACAACUUACGAGACAGAAGAAUCUAUAUUUUUGCCUACGAGAGAAGAGGGAUCUUCCUCCUCCUCCUCCUCCUCCUCUUCAAACUGAAUGUCCAGUGGCGUCGGCCCACUUCCACAGAUCAGAGCGGACUGUUAGAAUGUGUGUGAAUGAGCUACUGUGCCUGUAUAGAGCUUUGUUACUUUUGGUUUGCUACAGUGUAUGGCUUUUACUAUUUCUGAUGGAAAAAAAAACACAUUAAAAAGCAGUACAAAUCAAAAAUA